CCAGCCCUCCCCCAGCUGUCCUACAGCAGACUGGGGUUCCCACACAGGUGGUCCAGCAGGUCCAGGCAGCACAGCAGAAUUUUGUUUCUGAAUCAUUGAAAACAUAUCAGACUCCGAAAGGUUCAGGCCCAAAUAGAGCUCUCCAAAGUAUUUGGUAUCAAGUUCAUUUCUAUUCUACACAAUUUACACACUACACAGUUUACAGAAGGUGUAAAUGGAUACAAACACAGUGAAAUGCUUAAAUGUUUAAAAGUAGAUACUGAUAAAAACAAAUAUUUAGACAAUAAGAUAUACAAUAGUUAUGUAACAAGUCACAUAUUUAUUUGUCCUACAUUAAAAUGAGUGCAUUAGCCAGCAGGACCUGGAAACCCCAUUACAGUAUAAAUCAUCAGUCUUAACUAGCAUUAUCAGAUUCUCAACUAAUGGUACAGAAUUUGGGUCGCAGAAUAUUUUGCAAGUGCCUGACCCACCAAAAAAUGAUAUAUUUUCCUUAAUUUAAGGAAAAACGAUUUUUUACAGUUAAUAACACCAGGCAGAAAGUGUGUAAAAAUGAAGAUGAACAUAUGCUUUUACAUAAAUAAAUUAAACAUCUCCCAGCAGACUCCCUUGACUUGCAGAUCAUAGCCAGAUAUUCACAUGGGGAUCUGGGCCAAAACUUGUGCUUUUUUCCACACUGCUCUUCCAACCAGAAAGUAAUAUGGGCGAGUGUGAGCAAUGAUAUCAUUCAGUCCUCACCACACCCAUGUUGACCAUGUUACAGAGGGCUAUGAGUGUUGCUAGCAGAUAUGUUGUGGGCUCAGUUAUUCCUACCCUGUGUACGUUUAUGUUGUGUUGUGGUUUUGUGUCCGCAGAGGUCAGUGGUGCAGGCCACGUCCCAGAUCACAGCCAAGACUGAACAGGGCACCUCCCAGCUGAGUGUCACCAACCUGCAGCCUGUCCACCUCACACAGGAGGUUCAGCAGCAGCUCCAGCAGGUUCCAGUGCAGCAUGUGUACACCAACCAGGUGCAGUAUGUUGAAGCAGGAGACACCAACUAUUCCACAAGCACCAUUCGUUCGGGCAGCAGCUUCUCCUACACAGACACACCCCUGUACAACCAGACCACCGGUGCCCCGUACUACGAAGCCCCUCCCACGUCCGAGUCACAGGUCACAACCACCGGCACACCCCUAACUGUCUCCGUGACGACGGGCUCCUCCGGCACCGUGUCCAUGUUCGUGGCUGGCACAGGUCAGAUCGUGGCCAACCCCGCUGCCACGACUGCAGGCGGAGCCACUGUGGUGGCAACUGGGGGAACAGCCAAUGGGGCUGUAGAAGGGGCGGGAGCUAAUGGAGGCGGGGGCAGCUAUGUGAUCCAGGGGGGCUACAUGCUGGGAGGCAACGGGGGCAACAACAGUCAGGGGGGCUACGCACACAACGCCCGCUCUUCACCUGCCACCGUGAGCAUAACCGAGGGAGAGGAGAGCAGCGGUGUGCCGUCAGCAGACAAAAAGGUGCAGUGGCUGCUAGACAACUACGAGACAGCAGAAGGCGUCAGUCUGCCUCGCUCCACCCUCUACUGCCACUACCUGUUGCACUGCCAGGAGCAGAAACUGGAGCCUGUCAACGCUGCCUCCUUUGGGAAGCUGAUCAGGUCCGUGUUCAUGGGGCUACGCACGCGCCGUCUUGGCACCCGAGGGAACUCCAAGUACCACUACUAUGGCCUGAGGAUCAAGGCCAGCUCCUCUCUGAUCAGACUGAUGGAAGACCAGCAGCACCUGGCCAUGAGACAGCAGCCCUUCUCUCAGAAACAGAGGUUGAAGCCGGUGCAGAAGAUGGAGGGAAUGUCCAAUGGCAUGGCAGCAGGCUCAGGGCAACAGCAACAACAGCAGCAGGGGGCGGGGCUGUCUGAUAUCAGCGCACAAGUCCAGCAGUACCAGCAGUUCCUGGAUGCUUCCCGGACCCUUCCAGAAUUCCCUGACAUUGACCUGCAGGGCAAGGUCCUCCCAGAGGGCAUAGAGCUGGAGCACAUCAAGAGCUUCCAGCUGCUCUAUCGGGAACACUGUGAGGCCAUACUGGACGUGACGAUCAAUCUGCAGUUCACCCUUGUGGAGACCUUGUGGAAGACCUUCUGGAGGUUUGCAGAGAACCGGAGUGGAGACACUGGUACCCUGGCUGUGCAUGAUGAGUGUGAGAAACGCCUGCCCAAGGAGUGUCUGGUGAUCCUCUGUAAGUACGACCCUGUGCUGCGCUGGAGUCGCCACUGUGACAACAACCUGUACCAGGGCCUGGUGGAGAUCCUCAUCCCAGAUGUCCUGCGGCCCAUCCCCAGUGCCUUAACUCAAGCCAUUCGUAACUUUGCCAAGAGCCUGGAGAGCUGGCUGACCAAUGCCAUGAUGAACAUCCCUGAGGAGAUGGUCCGCAUCAAGGUAACAUCGGCCAGUGCUUUUGCCCAGACCCUGCGUAGGUACACCUCUCUGAACCACCUGGCCCAGGCCGCUAGAGCCGUGCUGCAGAACACAGCACAGAUCAACCAGAUGCUCAGCGACCUCAACCGCGUCGACUUUGCCAAUGUUCAGGAGCAGGCAUCGUGGGUGUGUCGCUGUGAGGACCGGGUGGUGCAGCAGUUGGAGCAGGACUUCAAGCUGACCCUGCAGCAACAGAACUCCCUGGAGCAGUGGGCUGCCUGGCUGGACGGCGUCGUCUCCCAGGUCCUAAAGCCGUACCAGGCCAGUGCUGCUUUCCCCAAGGCCGCCAAGCUCUUCCUGCUCAAGUGGUCCUUCUAUAGUUCCAUGGUCAUUAGAGACCUGACUUUGCGCAGUGCUGCCAGCUUUGGGUCCUUCCACCUCAUCAGAUUGCUGUAUGAUGAGUACAUGUACUAUCUCAUAGAGCACCGAGUGGCCCAGGCUAAAGGAGAGACGCCUAUCGCCGUCAUGGGGGAGUUUGCCAGUCUUGGCAGGAGCUUGAACCCCCUGGAUCCAGACAAAGAAGAGGAAGAGGAGGAGGAGGAGGAGAGUGAUGACGAGUGCCAGGAGCUGUCUCUGCCCUCGGAUGGGACGGGGCUUGGGGAGGAGUCUCUGGAGCCACCUGCCAAGCUGGCCAGAACUGACCAGAGAGUUCUAUUCACCACUGGCCAAGACUGACCAGAGAGUUCUAUUCACCACUGGCCAAGACUGACCAGAGAGUUCUGUUCACCACUGGCCAAGACUGAUCAGAGAGUUCUAUUCACCACUGGCCAAGACUGACCAGAGAGUUCUGUUCACCACUGGCCAAGACUGACCAGAGAGUUCUAUUCACCACUGGCCAAGACUGACCAGAGAGUUCUGUUCACCACUGGCCAAGACUGACCAGAGAGUUCUGUUCACCACUGGCCAAGACUGACCAGAGAGUUCUGUUCACCACUGGCCAAGACUGACCAGAGAGUUCUGUUCACCACUGGCCAAGACUGACCAGAGAGUUCUAUUCACCACUGGCCAAGACUGACCAGAGAGUUCUGUUCACCACUGGCCAAGACUGACCAGAGAGUUCUGUUCACCACUGGCCAAGACUGACCAGAGAGUUCUAUUCACCACUGGCCAAGACUGACUACACACACUUGCAGAGUUAGAUUUAUAUGAACACACAUACAAAGUAAUUUAUAGAUACAGUACACACAUAUCUGCUUAAACAUACACAAUACCGACCAGAGGUCUUCUUGGAUCUUGAGAUUGAUAUCCAAGCCAAGUCGUAUACGUGAAAUGUUAAUCAGACCGACAGGUCCGGUCAUUAAAAAAUGUCAUCAAUUUCUGACUGGGAUCCGAGGAUGACUACAUCUCGUCAGAAACAUUUCUAAGAUUGUACCCAAAUUUAUUGUGAAAUACAUGCUUUAUUGUCGUGCAAGCCCGCCAAAUUGUUUUGACUUGUCUGGCAGUGAAUGUUCAUGUUUCACAUGCACUGUAUGUUGUAGACUGGCCUAUAUAAUUAAUGAUAUAUGUAUAGCUUAGAAUUUUAUAAUAUCUCUCACUGAAAAUGUUGAGAGAUGAAAGGAAGUGGAAUGUGUGUAUCUGGUGAAAACGCACCACACUUCUCUGUACUGAAUCCACUCUCUCGUCUAUUGCUAAUUUGUGCAUAUGUAUUUAUUUUUAUAUGUAGGUCAGUUUCUUGAGCACGCAAAGUAACAUACCUGGCCUGGGCACAAAUGAAAGACAAUAAUUCAAAUGCAUUUUUUAAAUAUUUUCUAUAAACCACCAAGUAAAAAAAGAUCACAUCUUCUGAUCCAAUACCUCCAAUGGAAACAUCAUAAAAUAGGCUACCAAGAGCAAAAAGCUAUCUCCAGCCUAGUGGUGCAUAAAACAGCCAGUUGAAACAACGCUGCAUAGGCCUUUGCAAGUUCAAUAUAACGAAUGGUCAAACCAGACAGGCGGAGGAGAGAAAAAUUCGGAUAGUACCAGAUGCCAUGUGUGGCAAAUGUGAUUUGAUGAAGACAUUUAUUAUACAACAUUCGGACAUUCUCCUUUAAUAUAAUUUCAGAUCUGUGGCUACAGAGCGUAAUCCACUAUGUAAUCUCAAACUUUAUAUGACCCAGUCAGAAACGCGAUCGGCUCUCUGAUGUUCAGAUGUUUAUGUCCUUUAAGACCUCUGAUACAUACUCAUAUUUACAGUUUGUACACACAGCUGUGUGCAGAUACUGUACGCAUACAGACACUGAGAACAUUGCUGCAGACUCCAACACAUUUCUACCAGUGUACGCACACACACACAAUCCCACUAAGGUCUGUAUGGCACAAAUCUGCUGUAAGCACAGACAGACCACAUACACAGAUGGACAUACAGUGACCGGUCUGGCAUUGCUGAAGCAAUGUUACACAGUGAACUUCAACAGACAGAGUGAAGAGAGACUUUUGUCACUUUGAUGAAUCUGUGUAUUAAACAAAGACUUGCCAUGGUUUUCAGUGUUGGCACUGACCAUAGAGCAACCCAUUGCACAUGCAAACUUGGGCUGCCCUCCUAAAACGGACUGCUGUACCAAGGUGGUCCUGACGUUUUGAUGGUUACAAUUCGUCCUAUCUCAACCCUUCUGUACAGAACGAAACCAAGGGACUGAAGAGGAUGAUUCUGCAGUUUUAGGUUGUCUGUUAAGCUGUCACCCCUGUGUUAAUCAAAGCCCAAGAGUCAAUCAGGAGGAGCUGGAGCCUGUAGCUGAUCGCAGUAAGGGAAGAUGUUGUGUGUGUGUGUGUGUGUGUGUGUGUGUGUGUGUGUGAUUGCGAGCGUGAGAGUUUGUGUUUGUGCGUAUGUUUAUGCCCUGUAGUGUGUUGCCGUGUGUGUGCACUGGGGUCUUACUGCUGUGCUGUAUUUCUAGGGUGCAAAUGAACGUGUUGUUUUUUGUGAUUGUGUGUGUCUUGUAAAGUGGGUCUGAUUUUACGAUUGUUAAAAGAGAAUUUUACUUUUUUACACUUGAUAUUUGAUGGUUCCUCACCCUGAAAGUGGUUUAUGGGCCAAGAGAUACUCAACUCUCUGGUUCAGUUUUAAGUUGGUUUGAACAAUGAACAGACUCACACUUUCACAGAUUUUUAGCAGUGGCUAAACUUAGCUGACAUUUGUAAUGGUUGUUUAAAGGGGAACAUCAAGUCACAUGAUGAUCCAUCUGGAAAGUCAUGUAAACAAAUAAUUUGUUUGGAAGACAAAAUGAGUGACAACUGAUUGUCCCUCCCCAAAUAACUUGCUGCACAAUCAUUAUUCCAUUGUGUUUGUGUUGUUGCUAGUGGUGAUUCUUAAUGGCUGUUGAAAGAACUGAAUCUUGGUUUACAGUAUCUUUCCCCCCCAUGGACUUCAGGUUGAAGAACUAUCUAACAUCAAUUAUCAAAAAGUGCAAUUCUACUUUAAGUCUUUGCCUCAGAAGACAUGUUGGCAGUUUAUUUGGUGGAUAUUUUCAAAGGCACUAAGAAUCAAUUUGGAGAAUUAUUUAAAUUAAAAUGUUCCUUUCCUGAAAAAAAGAGUGUUAGGGUAUUGGGGUUUCUUUUACACACAAAUGAUAAAACCGUUGUUCACAGGCAUAUCCAUGUUAGCCCGAUUCAUUUUUCUCACCUGCACAGAAUGUCCCUUGACUGCUGAUGAAUGUGCAGUUCUAUAAGAGGGGCUUAUAUAAACUAAUAUACGGUAUAUUUAUGUGUUCAAGUGCUUCAUUGGUUAUUGUUGAGCUGUUUGUGGCCUCUUGUGGUCAACACAUUUAAUUGAUCCAGCCUUAUUUGUUUUUCUUAAUUUCUAUGCCAAACAUUUCUGAUUUACACUUUUUUUUUUACAUGUUCAAAGGAGGGGUGUGCUGGACUGUGUUAAGAUGGGUUAUAGUAAUAUAGUAGUCCUGCCAUUUCCUUUACUUUUGGCCACAAAGUGAACCUUUCCUUGAAUGGUUAAUGUGUGUGUAUGUGUAUUUAUUGAUUGUUUUUGAGUUUGAGUGCAUGUUAGAUUGAAGUUAUCCUAAAGUGAGCUCUCUACAUACCCAGGCCAAGCCCUGCUAAUGUAUUCUUAAAAAACCCUUUACAACAGGUGCCACUGUUGUGUAGGUUUAUAGCAAACAGAUCUGGGAUCAGGCUUGAUGUGAACCUGGACAGGUCAGCCAGUCAGCACCGUCACCUUAUGUUCCUCUGCCUCUCUCACUCAUUUCCUACCUUCCUGACAUGUUUUUUUGUUGUUAUUGUUAAAGCCAUUUUCAUAAAACAUUGUCCAGCACUAUUGUUUUGAUUGUUGAAAACAUAUUGCUUUAACAUUGUCAUAAAAUGUCACAUGGGACAUUUUCAAUGACGGCAAAGCACUUUGUCUUUAGCAGGCACAGUGGGCCUUUAAACCAGCAUGUUUAACCCUUUGGGUUGUCUACUGCUUCCACAGCUGAUGACAUAUCUCUCAGUGUUACAGAAGUCAUCUACCUGGAUUUCAGCUAUCAUAUAGGCGAUUAAAAGCAUAACAUUAUUAUUUGUCCAAAUUCAAGUCAAUGAUUCAUCUCAUCUAGUAAUUCUAUGUAUAUGCCGUUAAUCUUACCGGACAGGGGAAAUCCAUACAACUUUUGAAAAACUGGGCCCUGAGAAUUUUCCCAUGAGAUGGACAUUCCUUUCCAGACAAAGUUUUUUUUAUUUAUUGAAAAACACAGACAAAUGUUUUGUCAUUUUUAUAGUGUUUAGUUUCUUAAAAAUAGUGUAUUGUGUGGCACUGUUUUAUGAAUUUGGUCAAUUACAAGUAUGACUGUGCCUUUGGGAGGUUGUAGAAUGCAAUUCAGAUGUUUUUAAUUUUAAAGAUAUAAAAUAAAUAAUUUUUAA
Messenger RNA from Esox lucius (northern pike), 7265 nucleotides. It is a transcript of the gene rfx1a, whose product is annotated as regulatory factor X, 1a (influences HLA class II expression). Gene Ontology annotation, cellular component: nucleus. The coding region runs from base 786 to 3122 and encodes 778 amino acids. Gene Ontology annotation, molecular function: RNA polymerase II cis-regulatory region sequence-specific DNA binding; DNA-binding transcription factor activity, RNA polymerase II-specific. Gene Ontology annotation, biological process: regulation of transcription by RNA polymerase II. NCBI's taxonomy places the organism in Eukaryota, Metazoa, Chordata, Actinopteri, Esociformes, Esocidae. The transcript has 16 exons. The record is from RefSeq and is a predicted model, not a curated record.